Emericellopsis atlantica is the source of this 5470-nucleotide messenger RNA. RefSeq names its product BAH/PHD-containing protein. Bases 214 to 5061 code for a protein of 1615 amino acids. Lineage: Eukaryota; Fungi; Ascomycota; Sordariomycetes; Hypocreales; Bionectriaceae. Gene Ontology annotation, molecular function: ubiquitin-protein transferase activity; chromatin binding. The record is from RefSeq and is a predicted model, not a curated record. Gene Ontology annotation, cellular component: Lid2 complex. Gene Ontology annotation, biological process: histone catabolic process. The transcript has 5 exons.
UAUUCUUCACAUCCUGACCAUUCUGCCCUCUCUAAGUACGAUACAUUCAUCCCAUCCCUUGCCACCCCACAGUCACAUUGGCUCGAACGACCUCAUCAUCAACGGUAUCUUGCAUGCGACGGUGCCAUUUCACCUCGCCCCAGGCAUAGCAUGCCUCUUAACCCUGUGAUUCACACCUCACCCUAGUGAAUCUCACGCACUACUGUUGUAGUCAUGGCCCAACAAAGUCAGGAGGCCAAGGGCGCCGAUCCGGACAGCAAUCAGGGUUCUGUUGAGCCCAGCGCCAUGGCAUCGACUGAGGCUUCCGACAAGGAGCUCAGUCUGGAGUUGGCUGCCGGCUAUGGCACCCGCUCUCGCAAUCGGAAUGGCAAUUCACGCAUCAAUUACGCCGAGGACCGUGACUAUGACGCGGAAAUGUAUGACUACGAUCACACGGACGCCAAAAAGUCGGCGCGCCAGACGCAGGCUGCUGGCCAGGGCGAUCGCGGUAACGCGACCUCGCGCAAGGCGCUGGGCGAGGAUGCGAAAACAGCUGCACCCCAAAACGGGUCCAAAGAGCAGACACCCAGCCGACAAAACACGUCGCAAUCAAAGGAACAGACGACGGCCACGACGCAGCCGUCGAGGAAGCGCAAGGCUGCGACUGCGGCGCAACAGGCAUCCAGCACCGGUGGUAGCACGCCAGCUGGCGCCACCACGUCCAAGCGAGCAGCCCCGUCCGCACAAAAUUCAGCGACAACGUUUCCGUGGCCCGAAACCAACAUACUAUCUUUUUCAAAUACUGAGGCACGCCUGCAGCAAGGCGACCGACUGGUCGCUGACGAUGGGACAACUUUGGAGGCAAAUGACCAGGUCUACUUGGUGUGCGAGCCAGCUGGCGAGCCAUACUACCUUGCUCGCAUCAUGGAGUUCCUCCACGUUGACGGCAACAAGACCAACCCGGUGCAUUCUAUCAAAGUCAAUUGGUUCUACCGGCCCAAGGAUAUUGGCCGUCGAUAUGACGAUAUGCGGCUGGUAUUUGCGACGAUGCACUCCGAUACCCAGUUCUUGACCUCGCUCCGCGGCAAAUGUCGCAUCCUUCAUCGUGCGGAAAUCAGCAAUCUGGACGACUAUCGACGCACGCCCGACUGCUUCUGGUAUGAGAAACUCUAUGACAGAUACAUCCAGAAGAACUACGACCUGAUCCCGACGUCCCAAAUCGUCAACGUGCCCGACAAGGUCAAGAAGGUGCUGGAUGAGCGCUGGCGGUUUGUGCUAGUCGAGCAGGGGCGUGGCAAGGAGCUCACUAGCGCCGUCAAGACAUGCAAGCGUUGCUCCAACUAUUGCGCAAGCAAUAACUCGGUGGAUUGCGCCGUGUGUCAUAAAACGUACCACAUGGAGUGCGUCCGGCCACCCUUACUCAAGAAGCCGUCCCGUGGGUUUGGCUGGUCAUGUGCCGCGUGCAGUCGUAAGCAGGAAAUUGCACUCGAGGCUCGACACACGCCAAAUCUGUACGGCGACGCCGAGGAAGAAGAGCACUUGGAAGAGGAAGAAGAAGACAUCCAAGCGGCUGGUUCGGAUCGCUCGACCUCUGUGGACGCAAAUGAAGACGCACCCCACGAGGCGACCGCGGAGCAAGUCCACAAUGCCAAGUUAUGGCCAUGGCGGUACCUCGGCAUACAUUGCAAGGUCGAGGAUGUGCUGGACUACGAUGACCGUAUCCAUCCCCGCGCCGGCACCAGAAUUGGACCUCGCCAUCAGGCAGUGGUUUUGCCUUGGCCCGGGAGGCCAGUUCAGUACGUGAAACCACCCGAGAAGAAGAAAGGCAAGAAAGGCGCUGCUGCCGCCGCAGCAGCCGCCGCGAUUAUUCCUGCCGCUGAGCAGUACCCCAAUGGACAACGGCCAGCAUGGGUACAGGACAUGCCGCCAGGGUACAUCACGCGAGGUCAAGAUCCAGUCGAUCCAAACGACCCGAAUGCAUCUGCAAAGCUCAUUUGGAAACCGCCACCAGAGGGCGAUGUCGACGGCAAAAUCAAGAAAUUUGUCGAGGAGGCCAGAACCAUGGCCAAAAGCCUCGGGUUACCAGAGAGGUCGACCAACGUGCAGGACGUGGCCUUGGAGCAUCUGUACCGAAAGGACUAUUCGCCAGAAAAAGCGAAGAAAGCCCUUGCUGCCACACCAAAGGCCGACUUCAACGAGCCGUUACCCACAGCGACUGAACAGAAGAAGUUUGACGAGGCCAUUGGCAAGUACGGUUCAGAGCUUUGGUCUGUAAAGAGGCAUGUUAAGACCAUGACACCCGGCCACAUCACUCGGUACUACUACACCUGGAAGAAGACCGACCGAGGCCAGGCCAUCUGGAGCAACGUCACGGGGCGAAAGGCCAAGAAGGAAGCCAAGCAAGCUGCUGUGGCAGCCCACAAGCUAGCCGACGAUGUUGCCGACGCAGAGGAUGACUCUGCCUUCGAUUCCGGUAAAGCGUCCGAGAUGAAGAAGAACUUCAUGUGUCAAUUCUGCCACUCUACUUCCUCCCGGCGCUGGCGACGCGCGCCCAACGCUGCGGCUGGUCUCGUCAAUGAGAAUGGCGUCAAGGCGACGAGCAAAGACAAAGGCACGCAGUAUCUCCAAGCACUCUGCACUCGUUGCGCCGAAUUGUGGAGGCGUUAUGCGAUCAGGUGGGAAGAUUACGAGGAGCUCGCCAAAAAGGCCGGCGCGACCGGGAACAAGGCUUGGAAGCGCAAGCUCGAUGAAGAAUUCGUCAAGGAACUUGAAGCUGCGAGCUCUCGGGGCAUUGCCACGCCUGAUCGACCGGAAAGCCCUGUCCACAAUGCCGUCAAUGGCUCCGAGCCGCCUAGGAAAAAGCUCAAGAGCAAUGACAAGGAAACGGACUCUGACGGUGGCGGUGGCACAGGCGUCGCAAAGAAGAAGGAGAAGGUCGUCCCCGAGGAGCCUGUCAUUCCUCCGAUGCCCCAACCUCGCACACUGCCGUGCGCCAUCUGCGAUCAGCUUGAGCCUCUUUCCGACCACGUUGCGUGUCGCGAGUGUCGGCUCUCCGUUCACCGCCAGUGCUACGGCGUUGUGGACGGUCGGAACGCCGGCAAAUGGACCUGCGACAUGUGCGUCAACGACAGAAACCCGCAAGUGUCGACGUCCUACAGAUGCGUGCUCUGUCCAGUGGAGCAUACCGAACAUGAGUUGAUCGAGCAACCAAAGCUGACACACCACAAGAAGAAGAUGUCAGACAAGGACCGCGAAAGGGAGAAGCUCGAGGUGCAGCAGGCACGCAAAGCGCUGGAGCUGUACCGAAAACAGCAGGAAGAGCUCAACCGCCCUCUUGGGCCACGGGAACCUCUCAAGCGGACUGCCGACAACAACUGGGUGCACGUAACGUGCGCAGUGUUCACCCCCGAGGUCAAAUUUGGGAACGCCAAGGCUAUGGAGCCCUCGGAAGGGAUCCCUUCCAUCGCACGCACCAGGUAUGAAGAAACAUGCAGCGCCUGCAACAUCCCGUCCGGUGCUUGCGUGGGCUGCAUGAUUUGCAAGGCUUCAUAUCACGUUGAGUGUGCGCACAAGCAAGGGCACCAGCUUGGCUUCGAGCUGCUGCCUGUGAAAGGGUCACGCAGAGACCAGUCCCUUCUCGUUACCAUCGACGGUGUAGCUGGGGUACUGUCGCCCGGCCUCUGCUGCAAGGAUCACCCCCCGGCCAAGACGAACGCGCUCACCCAUCAAAUGCACGGUCGGACUGAUAAUCCUGCGCUGAGCGUGAUACAACUCUACGUCCAGACAUACAAACAAGCGGACUUGACCUUGACGGGAACUGUACGCAAAGCCAACACGGUGACCAUGGCGGCCAAGAUAUCCGCCACGGCUCUCCAACCAGGACUCCGACGGCUUUCGACCACGACGACGACUGUGGGCAACGGCGCGACUGGCCAGCGCACCGGAGUUGCCCCUGACAUCCCGACAGACGAGAAGGCUGGCGACAAGGUGUGCAUCAGUUGCGGAGUCGACACAAGCCCCCGAUGGUGGCCUAUCGACGCUGCGACCAGAGCUGGAGGCCGAGGUCCCUUCCAUACCAUGUUGAACGGUGUUCACUUGGGCGAGGAGGCAGAGAAAUAUGCUUCUCAACGGACAGUGCAGUGUCACAAAUGCCACGCCGCCAAGAUUCCAAUGCGGCCCAAGUCGCCUGUUGCCCUCUUGUCUCAGCCACCGCGUCCAACGCCGAGAACUGAGCUCCCUGAGGCGGGCAUUGUUGCUGCGUCAGCUGUCGCACUCCGCAGUCCCGAGAGACAGCCACACAAUGUCGAGAGCAGAGAACCCCGUUCGGUCGUCCAAGGGUGGCUGCAGCCCGCGUCUUUAUCGUCCGUUCUGCAGCCCGUACAGGCGGCGCAUGCUCCUGUGCAGACACACUUGAACGGGCCUCACCGGCCUGCUCACGCACACCCUGGGUACUCUCCAGUCUCGGCCCACGGGCCACCCCCAGUCGGCGUGCCAUCGCAACCCCUCCAGGCCCCCCAAGCGCCUUCGUAUCAUGACUGGCCACCGCGCCCUCAGAGCCAACAUGGCUCGCCACCAAGGCGUCUGAGUGGUCCGGCGGCUGGCGCGCCUCCUGUUGGGAACAUGUCUGCACUUCGACCGCCAAGUCUGGGAGGUCCUUCACCACCAGGUCCACUGCCGAUGGGCCAUCAUCACGGUCCUGCGCACAGCUCCCUGCCUUUCACCAACGGAGUCCCUGCAUCUCCCCGCCGCGGAUCAGGGGCAGCGCCGCCCUCGCCCUAUGCUGGGACAUUCGCUGUGAGCUCCUCACACGGGCCGCCACCCGGUCCCAUUCCACCCAUGGGGCCACAUCACACGUUGACAAACGGCAUACCGCCCCCUCGGAAUGGACCGUAUACAUCGAGUAUGUCGCCUCGUCAAGGACCAUAUCCCGCGCCCAUGGGUAGCCCUGUGAGGACAAUGGCAGGGCCAGCACGCCACGCCCACACAGUGUCAAGUGGAUCGAACGGCUCCCGCCACGAGAGCGACGGAAGGCCUACUAGUGGUGCAAGUGCCAACCCAUCGUUACGCAAUCUUCUGUCUUGAAGAAGCGGGUGGACGCAGCGUACGUUUGGCCUUCUUACUGAAUGUGGCAUCUAAACUUGGAUAUCUUGCUACUGCAUGGUUGCACGAGGUGUGCAAAGGCGUUUUUGAUUGGGCAUUUACAACGAAAAGGAAUACAUGGAGCGUGUACCUGUAUGGGAACGAGGCGUGCUUUUGGAAGCGACCGUCCAGGCGACAGGAGUCCUUUGUAAGCCUUUGGCGCAAGAAGUCUUGAUGGAAAGCAAGACAAAUGUGUUAGAAUCAAGGCAUUAAUACUAUUAUAGCUACGAACAACUAUUCAAAGACGUGUCUUUUGUGUUACUCAUUUAGAUUCUCUGUGCAGGAGGUCCUCGUCUCCUCGAUUAUCGUCCGUCAGGGACAGGGAGGUGCUCGUGGCUACUCAGCAGGAGCG